Diceros bicornis minor is the source of this 1776-nucleotide messenger RNA. RefSeq names its product adaptor related protein complex 1 subunit mu 1 (gene AP1M1). Gene Ontology annotation, biological process: intracellular protein transport; vesicle-mediated transport. The record is from RefSeq and is a predicted model, not a curated record. Gene Ontology annotation, cellular component: clathrin-coated vesicle; clathrin adaptor complex. The transcript has 12 exons. The coding region runs from base 78 to 1349 and encodes 423 amino acids. NCBI's taxonomy places the organism in Eukaryota, Metazoa, Chordata, Mammalia, Perissodactyla, Rhinocerotidae. Gene Ontology annotation, molecular function: clathrin-cargo adaptor activity.
GCCCGGCCUUGCUCAACGCCUGGCGGUUGCCGCCGUCGCCGCCGCCCUCGGCCGCUGCCGAGGCUUCCCGCACCGCCAUGUCCGCCAGCGCCGUUUACGUGCUGGACCUGAAGGGCAAGGUGCUCAUCUGCCGGAACUACCGCGGCGACGUGGACAUGUCAGAGGUGGAGCACUUCAUGCCCAUCCUGAUGGAGAAGGAGGAGGAAGGCAUGCUAUCACCCAUCCUGGCCCACGGCGGCGUCCGCUUCAUGUGGAUCAAACACAACAACCUGUAUCUGGUCGCCACCUCCAAAAAGAAUGCGUGCGUGUCGCUGGUGUUCUCCUUCCUGUACAAGGUCGUGCAGGUGUUUUCCGAGUACUUUAAGGAGCUGGAGGAGGAGAGCAUCCGGGACAACUUCGUCAUCAUCUACGAGCUGCUGGAUGAGCUCAUGGACUUCGGCUACCCGCAGACCACAGACAGCAAGAUCCUGCAGGAGUACAUCACUCAGGAAGGCCACAAGCUGGAAACGGGGGCGCCGCGGCCCCCCGCCACCGUCACCAACGCAGUGUCCUGGCGCUCCGAGGGCAUCAAGUACCGGAAGAACGAGGUGUUCCUGGAUGUCAUCGAGUCCGUCAACCUCCUGGUCAGUGCCAACGGCAACGUGCUACGCAGUGAGAUCGUGGGCUCCAUCAAGAUGCGGGUGUUCCUCUCGGGCAUGCCUGAGCUGCGCCUGGGCCUCAACGACAAGGUCCUCUUCGACAACACUGGCCGUGGCAAAAGCAAGUCAGUGGAGCUGGAGGACGUGAAGUUCCACCAGUGCGUGCGGCUCUCGCGCUUCGAGAACGACCGCACCAUCUCCUUCAUCCCGCCCGACGGCGAGUUCGAGCUCAUGUCCUACCGCCUCAACACCCACGUCAAGCCCUUGAUAUGGAUCGAGUCCGUGAUCGAGAAGCAUUCCCACAGCCGCAUCGAGUACAUGAUCAAGGCCAAGAGCCAGUUCAAGAGGCGGUCAACGGCCAACAACGUGGAGAUCCACAUCCCUGUGCCCAAUGACGCCGACUCGCCCAAGUUCAAGACGACGGUGGGGAGCGUCAAGUGGGUACCUGAGAACAGUGAGAUCGUGUGGUCCAUUAAGUCCUUCCCGGGUGGCAAGGAGUACCUGAUGCGGGCCCACUUCGGCCUGCCCAGUGUGGAGGCAGAGGACAAGGAGGGCAAGCCACCGAUCAGCGUCAAGUUCGAGAUCCCCUACUUCACUACCUCUGGCAUCCAGGUGCGCUACCUGAAGAUCAUCGAGAAGAGUGGCUACCAGGCCCUGCCGUGGGUCCGUUACAUCACUCAGAACGGAGAUUACCAGCUCCGGACCCAGUGAGGGCUGCGACGGCCACGCCCCCGCCCCAGCGCUGGGGCUCCUGGUGGAAGCACCUGCCAAGCCUGCCAGAAGGAGGGGCCCCUGGUCACUGGCCACCCUCCCAGCAACGCCCAGGGACCCUCCUUCUCCAGGCGCACCUGCUCUGCCGUCGUCACUCUCAUCUCUGAAGUCCCUUCUCCCAGAAGAGGCUUGUCUUGUCUCUUGUCUCUCCCUGAGUCAGUUUGUGGGGAAGGAAACAAAAUCUUUCCCUCCAGAGAUCAAACGCAGCCUCUGUGCUGUCUAGCUCCCGGGCACUAGAAAGAUGGGGAAACACUCCCCAGGCCGCUGGCUGCACGCGGCAUCUGGCUGGGCUCUUGGGGCCACCGUCUUGUUCCUGUUCUGUUGAGUGUUGUAGGUUCUUAGAUGUUUCUAGGUUUUGUCUUGUUCA